Molecule: messenger RNA, 2231 nt
Organism: Symphalangus syndactylus (siamang)
Lineage: Eukaryota; Metazoa; Chordata; Mammalia; Primates; Hylobatidae
Gene: JDP2
Product: Jun dimerization protein 2
Biological process (GO): regulation of transcription by RNA polymerase II
Cellular component (GO): nucleus
Molecular function (GO): RNA polymerase II cis-regulatory region sequence-specific DNA binding; DNA-binding transcription factor activity, RNA polymerase II-specific
Source: RefSeq, a predicted model, not a curated record
UUCCACCUGGACCCCUGGACCCUGGGAUGGCAGAGCCAGGCUUUGCCUGGAUCAGUGGGAGGAGCAGGGAAGAUGAGGAGGCUGGGGAAGAUGGGGAGGUCCUGGCUCUUUUGCAGGGAUGGAGAGACUGGUGGAAGGAGAAAUCAACUGACCCCCUUGGGUCAUCUCCAGUUGCAAGAUGGCCUGGCCCUUGCCCAGGGUGCUGCCCUCCCUGUUGGAAUCCAGGGCAUGGGGCUCUGGCCCGACCACGUGUGCUUAGGGCAAAUGUGCUCAGGCUGGCCUGCCACUCCUCCUGCUAUGAUGCCUGGGCAGAUCCCGGACCCUUCGGUGACCGCAGGCUCCCUGCCAGGGCUUGGCCCCCUGACCGGACUCCCCAGCUCGGCCCUGACUGUGGAGGAGCUGAAAUACGCUGACAUCCGCAACCUUGGGGCCAUGAUUGCACCCUUGCACUUCCUGGAGGUGAAACUGGGCAAGAGGCCCCAGCCCGUGAAAAGUGAGGUCCACUGGCAACAUGGACUCAGAGUUGGGAAACUGAGUCCUCUCCUGGGUGAGGCUCAUCGGGCUGAACAACUGUGAAGCCAUUUAAGUCUUUUUUCCUUCUACUGUGCCCAAAAGGCGCAAGGCAACCUGGCCUGAAGUUGGAGCACGGAGAUCUAGAGGAACUCAUGGAUGGAUUCAGGCAGGAUGUGAAAGUGCUGGGAGUGAGGGCCUGGGCCUCCUCUGGGUUUAGCCACCCUUCCAGGUUGUGUACAACCUGCCAUAUGCUGGGGCUCAUUGACUGUGCUCUGCUCUGUGGCAACAGGGUCCCUUUUUACUGAGCGUAGUGCAUGUAUAUGCUCUGACAAACUCCUCUGUGGUUUGCCUCUGUAGUCCUCCCUACAUCCUAGCAACUCCCCAACCCCCGCGAAUAAAAACCUUUGCCUUUUUGGAGGCAAUGAAGCAAAGCAGGACUGCUGCAUUGGAAUAGUUUGGCUCUGGAGAGUUCACUAGAUGUUUGAAAUUCAGUUUUGUCCCUUGUAAAAAUAGGGGAAAUAGACCCCUACCUAGUACCUAGUACCAUAUACAUAAAUUAUCUCAAAAUGGAUCAAAGACCUAAAUUUAAGAGUGAAAACUAGAAAGCUCUUAGAAGAAAACAGCCGUACCUCUUUGUGACCUUGGAUUAGGUAGUGCCAAAAAUAAAAGCAACAAAAGAGAAAAAUAAAUUGGACAUCCUCAAAAUUAAAAACUUUGGUACUUCAAAGGACACAAAGUAAAAAGACAAUCCACAGAAUGAGGGAAAAUUUUUGCAAAUCGUAGAUCUAAUGAGGGACUUGUAUCUAGAAUAUAUAAAGAAUGAUUACAGCUCAAUAAUAAGACAAAUAACCCAGUAGAAAAAUGGGCAAAGGAUCUCAAUAUUCAUUUCUCCAAAGAAAAUAUAUAAAUGGCGGCUAAGCACAUGAAAAAAUGCUCAACAUCAUAGCCAUCAAGGAAAUACAAGUCAAAACCACAAUGAGAUACUACUUUGCACCCACUAGGAUGACUAUAAUGAAAAAAGAGAGAUAAUAACAAGUAUUGGUGAGAAUGAGGAGACGCUGUCGUCAUGAAUUGAUCGUGGGAAUGUAAAAUGAUGCAGCCACUUUGGAAAACAGUCUGGCAGUUCCUCAAAGGGCUAAACAGAGUUCCCAUGCGAUCCAGCAAUUUCACUCCUACAUAUAUACCCAACAGAAAGGAAAACAUGUCCACACAAAAACACACAUGAGAGUUUAUAGUGGCAUUAUUCAUAACAGCUCCAAAGUGGAAGCAGCUCAAAUGUCCAUCAAUUGGUGCAUGAAUAAAUAAAACAUGGUCUAUCCAUACAAUGGAUUAUUAUUUAGCCAUAAAAAGGAAUGAAGAACUGAUACAUGCUGUAAUAUGGAUGAACCUUGAAAACAUUAUGCUGGGUAAAAGAAGCCAGCCACAAGAGACCACAUAGUGUGUGGUUCCAUUUAGAUGAAAUGUCCAGAAUAGGCAAAUUCAUAGAGACAGGAAGUAGAGCCAGUACCGUGGCUGCCUAGGGGUGGGGAGAUGGGAGGAGUGGGGAGUGAUGGCCAAGGGAUAUGAGCUUUCUUUUGGGGGUGAUGAAAGUGUUCUAAAAUUGAUUGUAGUGAUAGUUGCACAACUCUGGAUAUAAUACAAGUUGGUAAUUGUAUACUUUAAUGGACAAAUUGUAUGGUAUGUGUGAGUUUGAUCUCAAUAAAGCGCUUUUAAAAGUG